Thamnophis elegans (Western terrestrial garter snake) is the source of this 1597-nucleotide messenger RNA. It is a transcript of the gene ADI1, whose product is annotated as acireductone dioxygenase 1. Bases 49 to 591 code for a protein of 180 amino acids. Gene Ontology annotation, molecular function: acireductone dioxygenase [iron(II)-requiring] activity. The record is from RefSeq and is a predicted model, not a curated record. The transcript has 4 exons. NCBI's taxonomy places the organism in Eukaryota, Metazoa, Chordata, Lepidosauria, Squamata, Natricidae.
AGCCCAGGGGAGGGCGGGCGCGGGGCGGCGCCUGGCCCCGGAGGGACGAUGGUGGAGGCUUGGUACAUGGACGGUUCCCCGGAGGACCCGCGGAAGCCGCAUCGCCCACAGCCGCCCCGGCCGGUCAGCCUGGAGCAGCUGAGCCGCAUCGGCGUCUUUUACUGCAAACUGGAUGCUGACAAUUACGAGACCGACCCAGAAUUAGCCAAAAUCCGUAAGGAGAAAAACUAUUCUUGGAUGGAUAUAAUAACGAUAAGCAAAGACAUGCUGCCAAAUUAUGAAGAGAAGAUAAAAACAUUUUAUGAAGAGCACUUACACCUGGAUGAUGAGAUCCGCUACAUCCUGGAAGGAAGUGGAUAUUUUGAUGUUCGCGAUAAAGAUGAUAAGUGGAUCCGGAUUGCUAUGGAGAAGGGCGACAUGAUCACACUUCCUGCUGGCAUCUAUCACCGAUUUACACUGGACGAAUCUAAUUAUGUCAAGGCAAUGAGGCUGUUUGUUGGAGAACCGGUGUGGACUGCUCAUAACAGGCCAGCUGACCACUUUCCCGCUCGAGCCCACUACCAGCGGUUUUUGUCACAAAUGGAACAAUGAACCAGAGGCACGGAACAACAACAUCUGUAACGUUAAAAUGGCAAUGCGGCUAUGUUAAUAGCAUCUGCAGGUGAUAAAUCUUUGAUUUCCCCUCUCUCAAAUAUCAAUUUUUAAUAUCAAAUUUUGUCCUUGGGUGAAUGGAUUUUUACUUACAAUAGUGAUUUAUGUAGUUUGCAGAUCUCAGUUGAAAAUAUAUCAAUCCUUUCUUUCUCCUCUUACAAGCAAUACUUAUCUGAUUCAUUCCUGAAUUAAUCUAAAGCAUUAUUAUGUUGUAAUGCUAAUAAAAUUAUUAUCUUUUAAUAAAAAUUUCCAUCUUUUUAAUUAGUCUUCAGGCUUUUUAAGGAAGCUUGCUGUGGUUUGUGGGUGCUUGUAUCACUUACUUAGGGAUUCGUCUGUGUAAAAUGCAUGUAUAAAUGCUCACACCACAUGCAUGGGUUUGCAAUCACUGUAUAAAUGGAAGAUACCGUAUGCAAGGGGUUGGGAAAAUCCAGGUGUGAAGUGUGAAAUCUGUUUUUAAAUGUCAGUCCUACAAAAAGGUUGGAUAGACGUACCGUGGGUUUAUCAGCUACAACAAAUGAAACACAAUCAGUAAAUCCUGUGGCAUUCAGUCGAACUUGAAUCCAAUAAAUGGCCAAAUUAAAUGUGAUGGAUAUGGCUAUAUUUGCACAUAGAUUAAUUCUUACUUAAACUUGAACUAUAUUUGCUUGAACUAUAUUUACUGAAUUAACCGAGUUGCAGAAAUUUGCCCAACUGGCUGAAUAAAGUAAUUCUUGCCGGCUGUGUUUGUAAAUGAAUCGCCAACAGUGUUUUAACCCAACAUGUGAGCCUGGUUGAUAUGCAAUCAGGACAUCCCAUGUCGUUUUAUAAAAUACGUAACAGGUGCAGGGAAUUCUGAUGCUGCAGGAGAGGAAUCAUGAUAAAAGAUAAUCAAAACAUUAAUUACCUAAAAAUGAAAGUCUGCUCUUAACACUAUGUUCAAUAAAAAGUAAUAUAUUUCCAUUUUCAA